GGCUGUGCGGUGUCGGUUGGAAGUAGAGCAAAAUGUUCAACAUAUUAAGCAAUAAAGAAUGCAUCUUGAGAAUUUUUCUUGUCAUAACCAUUGUGACGGCGGUGUUAGCUGAGCSAAUGGCGAAUACACAAUCCCAACCGUUUAUUUUAAUUGAGAGGAUGAAACCGGCGCCAAGACCGUGCCUUGAAASCCAAGCCAAUUCAAAUCGUACGGGMCUAUAUGUGAUGUGGCAAAAACUUCUGGUUCGUGUAACGUCUCAGUGGCAACAAUCAGUGUUGGCGAAGAGUUUCGGCGUAGUAAAAGUGCCAAAUGAGCAAGAAAUGGCGCCUUACAAUGUUGAACGAGUCAACUUAAUGGUUACAGAAGUGGCCAUGGAGAGACGCAUUGUUAAUGCCAUGCUCACGCUGAUGCAACUAUUGUUGGCUGUGGAUAUUGUCAUACUUGCGGUGGUGUUCGGAAUGCUGAUCACCAGUUUUUGYUCAACUAAGAAACCAACUGAUGCGGAUGUGGUUAAGGCGUAGGCGAGUUUAUUAUUGUUUCAUUGC
Molecule: messenger RNA, 545 nt
Organism: Bactrocera latifrons
Lineage: Eukaryota; Metazoa; Arthropoda; Insecta; Diptera; Tephritidae
Exons: 4
Coding region: 33-521 (162 amino acids)
Source: RefSeq, a predicted model, not a curated record